Molecule: messenger RNA, 4059 nt
Organism: Rhinichthys klamathensis goyatoka
Lineage: Eukaryota; Metazoa; Chordata; Actinopteri; Cypriniformes; Leuciscidae
Product: deleted in malignant brain tumors 1 protein
Exons: 18
Coding region: 34-3864 (1276 amino acids)
Cellular component (GO): membrane
Source: RefSeq, a predicted model, not a curated record
UCAUAGGCACUUUGAAACAACGCAAGGACUGCAAUGCCAAGACCUUGUCUUCUCAUUUUGAUAUUGGCCAGUGCUCUAACUUCUGGAACUGGUGGAUUUAGUAUCAGGCUUGUGAAUGGUAGUAAUGACUGCUCUGGAAGAGUUGAGAUCCUUCAUGAUGGCCGGUGGGGAACAGUGUGCGAUGAUUCCUGGAACAUUGAAGAUGCUACUGUGGUGUGCAGACAGUUGGGAUGUGGAGAAGCUGUUCGUGCAAACUCCCAGGCUUAUUUUGGCCGGGGAAGUGAUCCGAUCUGGUUGGAUGAUGUGAAAUGUUCAGGAAAUGAAUCAUCCCUCACACAGUGUUCACACAAUCCUUUUGGAGAACACAACUGCGGUCAUCAUGAAGAUGCAGGUGUCGUCUGCUUACUGGACAAGCUACCAGACAUAAGAUUGGUCAGUGGGUCUGAUUCAUGCUGUGGAAGAGUGGAGAUCCAGUAUAAUGGCCAGUGGGGAACCGUGUGUGAUGAUGACUGGGACAUGAACGAUGCUGCUGUGGUGUGCAGACAGUUACAGUGUGGCUCAGCCAUCAGUGCACCUCAAAGUGCCGCCUUUGGUCAAGGCCAAGGAUCGAUCUGGCUGGAUGAUGUUGGAUGUUCGGGAGGGGAAGGAAACCUCAUAAACUGUUCACACAGAGGACUAGGAAAUAACGACUGUAAUCAUGCUAAAGAUGCUGGUGUUGUUUGUUCAAGAGGUGACCUGGAGAAGCCCACUCUUUCCCUGAUCACUACACAUGCAGUUGUUUCUCCUGGAGAAAACAUUCAGUUCAGAUGCACAACACCUAAAUCAAGAUGCAAUGCUGAUGCUGAAUUCCACCUCUUCAUAAAUGGAUCAUCUGUGUCCUCUAAGAAACACGUUUCUAGUGCGACUUUCAACCUUGUUAAUGUAGACGUCUCACAUCAGGGCAUCUACAGCUGUAAUUACUCCUACCAAAACACCAUUAUAAAGUCGCCUUGGAGUAACACUGUUCAAAUCACUGUAGUGCACUUGCAGCAGCCCAGCUUGCCCCGCAUUGCUCCUGAUGGCCGGUUUGACGUGGCGCCUCAGGGGCCACUGAUCACCUGGGGCCACAGUUUCACCAUCAUCUGUUCCACUGAAUCUCAGUAUCCUGGAGGCUUCUUCUACCUGUUUAGGGACUCAAAUAUCACCAAUUUUCAGUCAGCUGUCAAUCUCUCUGCCUCCUUCUCCUUUCCUGAGGCAGAUUAUUCCCAUGAAGGAAACUACAGCUGUGUUUAUGAAGUCAGUUUGUCCUCACGCACCUUCCAUUCGUCUGCCUCUGAACUGCUGGUCAUCACUAUCAAAGCCUCCCUGCUUCCUGUCAUCGGUGCUGCGGUGUCAGCUGUGCUGCUCUUACUGUCUGUCCUCGUAAUCAUCCUCCUGGUCAAGAGGAGACAAGAGCAAAGGAAAAAGGAAGCUCAUUUUAAGUGCUCUUUUAAAAAAGGUCCAGCUAAUAUGUAUGCAUGUGGAUCCAAUGGCAACAAAAAUGAAGAUUAUGAUGAUGAGGCUGAUUAUGAAAAUGUACAACUUGAUGAAAACAUGGUUCAUGAUGAUUCUGAUCAGGACUAUAUUAAUAUAGACUCUUAUCAUUCUGAAGAGGACCAUGUCAAUGUGGACACGGAUGGCUCUGAAGAAGACUAUGUUAACAUGAAUAUAACAGAUAAUAAAAGUGUGGUAGUCAAAUCUGAUGAUAACAUUUAUCAAAGCUGUUGUGAUGAAUAUUCUGUGGUUUUAAAUGAUUACCUGUUUACUGGAGGUCAAGACAUCAAACUGGUCAAUGGUUUAGACGGCUGCUUUGGGACAGUUGAGGUCUUGAAUAAUGGCACGUGGGGAACAGUGUGUGAUGACUCCUGGGACAUUAUUGAUGCUGCUGUGGUGUGCAGACAGCUGGGAUGUGGAAGAGCUAUUAGUGCACACGAUGCAGUUAAUAUGCAAGAUGUGCUCCAUAGAGACCAAAAUGAAGAGAAUGCUGAUGAUGACUAUGAGAUUGUAGAUAUGGAUGAUGGAGAUCAUGAAGAUGUCAACUCUGACUCUGAACAAGACUAUGUAAAUGUAGAUCAGGAUGACUCUGAACAGGACUAUGUCAAUGUAGAAACAGACGAUUCAGAACAGGACUAUGUCAAUAUUACAGAACAGAGAACCAGUGCUCUGAUUUCUGUAGCUGGUGGAUUUAGUAUCAGGCUUAUGAAUGGUAGUAAUGACUGCUCUGGAAGAGUUGAGAUCCUUCAUGAUGGCCGGUGGGGAACAGUGUGCGAUGAUUCCUGGGACAUUGAAGAUGCUACUGUGGUGUGCAGACAGUUGGGAUGUGGAGAAGCUGUUCGUGCAAACUCCGAGGCUUAUUUUGGCCGGGAAAGUGAUCCGAUCUGGUUGGAUGAUGUGAAAUGUUCAGGAAGUGAAUCAUUCCUCACACAGUGUUCACACAAUCCUAUUGGAGAACACAACUGCGGUCAUCAUGAAGAUGCAGGUGUCGUCUGCUUACUGGACAAGCUACCAGACAUAAGAUUGGUCAGUGGGUCUGAUUCAUGCUGUGGAAGAGUGGAGAUCCAGUAUAAUGGCCAGUGGGGAACCGUGUGUGAUGAUGACUGGGACAUGAACGAUGCUGCUGUGGUGUGCAGACAGUUACAGUGUGGCUCAGCCAUCAGUGCACCUCAAAGUGCCGCCUUUGGUCAAGGACAAGGAUCGAUCUGGCUGGAUGAUGUUGGAUGUUCGGGAGGGGAAGGAAACCUCAUAAACUGUUCACACAGAGGACUAGGAAAUAACGACUGUAAUCAUGCUAAAGAUGCUGGUGUUGUUUGUUCAAGAGGUGACCUGGAGAAGCCCACUCUUUCCCUGAUCACUACACAUGCAGAUGUUUCUCCUGGAGAAAACAUUCAGUUCAGAUGCACAACACCUAAAUCAAGAUGCAAUGCUGAUGCUGAAUUCCACCUCUUCAUAAAUGGAUCAUCUGUGUCCUCCGAGAAACACGUAUCUAGUGCGACUUUCAACCUUGUUGACGUAGGCGUCUCACAUCAGGGCAUCUACAGCUGUAAUUACUCCUACCAAAACACCAUUAUAAAGUCGCCUUGGAGUAACACUGUUCAAAUCACUGUAGUGCACUUGCAGCAGCCCAGCUUGCCCCGCAUUGCUCCUGAUGGGCGGUUUGACGUGGCGCCUCGGGGGCCACUGAUCACCUGGGGCCACAGUUUCACCAUCAUCUGUUCCACUGAAUCUCAGUAUCCUGGAGGCUUCUUCUACCUGUUUAGGGACUCAAAUAUCACCAACUUUCAGUCAGCUGUCAAUCUCUCUGCCUCCUUCUCCUUUCCUGAGGCAGAUUAUUCCCAUGAAGGAAACUACAGCUGUGUUUAUGAAGUCAGUUUGUCCUCACGCACCUUCCGUUCGUCUGCCUCUGAACUGCUGGUCAUCACUAUCAAAGCCUCCCUGCUUCCUGUCAUCGGUGCUGCGGUGUCAGCUGUGCUGCUCUUACUGUCUGUCCUCGUAAUCAUCCUCCUGGUCAAGAGGAGACAAAAGCAAAGGAAAAAGGAAGCUCAUUUUAAGUGCUCUUUUAAAAGAGGUCCAGUUAAUAUGUAUGCAGGUACAUCCUAUGACAAAAAAAAUGAUGAUGAUGAUGAUGAUGAUGAGAAUGAUUAUGAAAAUGUUCAACUUAAUGAUAAAAACAUGGAUCAUGAUGACUCUGAAGAGGACUAUGUCAAUGUGGACAUGGAUGACUCUGAAGAGGACUAUGUCAAUGUGGUCACGGAUGACUCUGAUGAGGACUAUGUCACUAUGAAUGUUACAGAGAAUAAAAGUGUGGUAGACAAAUCUAAUGAUAACAUUUAUGAAAUCUAUGAAUAGUAUUUCUGAGUGAACCUAAAAUUCUAUAAUUAAUGAGGCUCCAAACAGAUGAAAUAUGGCAGCCAAGUCCAGUUGACAGUAAAUGAUAUAAACAGAGACUAAACAAAUCUUUGCUUGUUUGUUUGGUCCCACUGACUUUUACUAGUGAAGAUUGUUUUCAGAUAAUACAAUAAAAAGAUACACUAUUUUAUGAUA